UUAGUAGUUGAACUGACAAAGAAAUGCCAGGAGCUCAGUCGGCACGGUCAUCCUUUCUGACAUGGAGAUUCAACAGCCGAACUGGUGGCGCGUCACGGAUAGCCGUCCUCGGACAACGGUAGAUGUCUUCGGUAGGUAGCGGUAACGAUGUAAUUCCUUCUAUUACCUCAAUCACUCCAGAACAAUAAGAACUUUUAUUCCCUUGAAUCCUCAUAGCAAAGAUUAUACACUACAUUGACAACAUGGCACCUCAAGUAGCAUGGAUUGGAUUGGGGAACAUGGGCAGAGGCAUGUGCAAGAACCUCGUUGAAAAAGGACCACUCGACAAACCCCUCAUCAUUUUCAAUCGGACGGAGAAACGAGCAACAGAUCUCAGCAAGUCAUUGCCAUCUGGGAAAUCCACUGUAUCCUCGUCCAUUGAAGAUUUGGUCUCCAAAUCAGACAUUGUCUUCACCUGCGUUGGGGACGAUGCUGCAAUCAACAGUACUAUUGAUACCGCCGUGAAGGCUGGUGUCAAGGGCAAGCUAUUCGUGGAUUGCUCUACCGUCCACCCGGAGACCAGUGAAGGCCUUGCAAAGAAAGUCACAGAAGCCGGUGGGGAAUUCGUUGCUUGCCCAGUAUUUGGAGCUCCAGCUAUGGCAGAUAACGGUCAACUGGUCUGUGUACUUGCCGGGCCAAAGGAGAGUGUCGAGAAAGUCAAGCCAUACACCAAAGGUGUCAUUGGAAGAGCAAAUGUUGAUUUCGGUGGGCAAGCUGUCGGCAAAGCCACUACGCUGAAGAUCAUUGGAAACACAUUUAUUCUCAAUAUGGUUGAAACACUGUCAGAGGGCCAUGUUUUGGCAGAGAAAUCCGGACUUGGUACUGAAAACCUCCAUCAGUUCAUCGAGACAAUGUUCCCUGGUCCAUACACUGCCUAUUCGACAAGAAUGCUAUCUGGGGAUUACCACAAGAGAGAAGAACCAUUGUUUGCUGUUGAUUUGGCUAGGAAGGAUGCUAGACAUGCACAGGCUCUUGCAAAGGCUGCUGGAACUCGGUUGAAGGAUGUUGAAAUUGCGGAUGUGCACUUGGCGCAGGUGAAAGCUCAUAAAGGAGAAACUGGCGACAUUGCCGCCAUUUAUGGCGCUGUUAGGCAGGAAGCUGGACUGCCUUUUGAGAAUUAGUUCAUCGAGUAGGAAUUGAUAAAUAAGUUUUGUUGGUGAUGUUGAAUGAUUAUCACUGAAAUGUGACUUGGGUUGCGAGAGUCUUUUGCUUACAUAAUAAGACAAGCUAGG
This is a messenger RNA of Cadophora gregata, 1271 nucleotides long. RefSeq lists its product as uncharacterized. Gene Ontology annotation, molecular function: NADP binding; oxidoreductase activity, acting on the CH-OH group of donors, NAD or NADP as acceptor; NAD binding. NCBI's taxonomy places the organism in Eukaryota, Fungi, Ascomycota, Leotiomycetes, Helotiales, Ploettnerulaceae. The transcript is spliced from 2 exons. The coding region runs from base 243 to 1160 and encodes 305 amino acids. The record is from RefSeq and is a predicted model, not a curated record.